AUGGCCAAACGAAAUGAUUCCACCAAUCCGAGAAUCUACGGAUCAGCCUUAAGGAAGAAGGAGUCGACACAGGACCUACAAUUUGGUGAAAAUAGUGAUGGACAUCAAGUGUCAAGUGAUCAACUAUCAGAAACCCAUAGCAUUGGAGCAAGUCAAGUGGCUGGAAAUUACGAGACGGAGAAACUGGAGGAAAUGUACAUCAGUCAUGUACUGAAAUUCUAUCCCUGGUACCAUGGAAUGAUGUUCGGACAAACAGUUGAAAAACUUUUGAAGUGGGAUUAUGCUUAUCUCGUUCGUCGUGCCAUGCAACGCAACUCGAAAAAGGUUUUGUGUCUUUCUGUCAAGAUUGAUGGAAAGAUCUGUCAUUUCACUUUAAAUUCGAAUAAGGAUGGAUGGAGUUGUGGAAAGCUACUGGCAAAGUUUCCAAAAAUCACUCCAAAGCGCUUCCAACACAUUCAUCAUCUUCUCGAUGCCUGGUCUCUUGUUGUCAACUCCAUUGUUCCAGUUCCACGUCGACAAUUAGUUCUUCAACACAAUUGUAUUCACCUCGAAAACAUAUUGGGUAAUGGAGCAUUCGGCGAGGUUCUGAAGGCGAGAUAUAUUCCACGUGGUCACACAAAUGGUGUUGAAGUAGCAGUGAAACGUGUAAUCGGGACGGCUCAAAGAGAACAGAUGCAAGAAUUUUGUCACGAGGCUCAGAUAAUGGGAACUUUGAAGCAUGACAAUGUCGUGAAGCUCUAUGGAAUUGCAUCGUUGGAGCAACCGAUUAUGCUGGUUAUGGAGCUGAUUACCGGAGGAGAUUUGAAGAAAUAUCUCCAGUCGACUCCUUCAAUCCCAAAUCGUCAGUUGAUCGCCUUCGCCCUUGACAUUGCCAACGGAAUGCGCCACUUGGUUAUCAAAAAAGUGAUCCAUAGAGACUUGGCGGCACGUAACUGCUUGAUCAGCAGACCAACACUUCAAGUCAAAAUUUCCGACUUUGGACUCGCUGUGCAAGCAACUGAAGUAAUCGUGAAAAAAUUGAGCAAGGCUCCAACUCGAUGGCUUGCACCGGAAACGUUUCAAAAAGGAAUUUUCAAUGAGAAGACGGAUGUGUGGUCGUUUGGAGUCGUCCUCACAGAGAUUCUGACCAGAUGUGCUGCCGAUCCACUUGCUCCGAGAACUCUUGAAGAAUGCAAGAAAUACAUCAUAGAGUCUCCACAUCCUCAUCGAAUUGAAAACAAAGAACCCAAGGAGCUUGCCGAGUUGGUGGAGAUGUGCUGUGAUAAGAAUACCAUGUGUCGUGCAAACUUUCAAAAUGCCAAGCGUCGUCUCAAAAUUGUGAUUGACCAGUACGACCAUCCAGACGGCCACAAAUUGGAAUUGAAAAAAUCCGAGGAGCAGAAAAGGCUGACCAUUCGCAGAUCCACAGCCACUGUGACCCGAAAAAAAUCUCGAGAUGGAGGACGUCAAGCAUCUGUCGAACGGAAGGGGCACGGUACUCAACGAAAAGUGGUCUCAGUUCUUCGAAAAGAUAAAGGGGCUCUGAAGCUUCCGUCUGGAAUCGCCACGAACCUUGAGAGACCGUCUCCGCCAUCGCACACUGCAAAAUCGCAUACUGUUAAAUCGCCGAUGACUCCACCCGUGUCCCAGCCUCCUGUGUCCCAGCCUCCUGUGUCCCAGCCUCCUGUGUCCCAGCCUCCUGUGUCCCAGCCUCCUGUGUCCCAGCCUCCUGUGCCUCAGCAUCCAAUGACUCCGCCACCAGCAUCUUCUGCAAGGCCACAUCCGAAGUGAACUGUGUUUACAUGAAUGUGAAAUAAAUAAAUUGGCUGUAAAACGAAA
Molecule: messenger RNA, 1818 nt
Organism: Caenorhabditis elegans
Lineage: Eukaryota; Metazoa; Nematoda; Chromadorea; Rhabditida; Rhabditidae
Gene: K09B11.5
Product: Tyrosine-protein kinase
Exons: 6
Coding region: 1-1770 (589 amino acids)
Biological process (GO): developmental process
Molecular function (GO): nucleotide binding; kinase activity; transferase activity
Source: RefSeq, marked reviewed